This is a messenger RNA of Lodderomyces jiufengensis, 1842 nucleotides long. RefSeq names its product Kch1p (gene KCH1). The transcript has a single exon. NCBI's taxonomy places the organism in Eukaryota, Fungi, Ascomycota, Pichiomycetes, Serinales, Debaryomycetaceae. The record is from RefSeq and is a predicted model, not a curated record. The coding region runs from base 1 to 1842 and encodes 613 amino acids. Gene Ontology annotation, biological process: potassium ion transmembrane transport. Gene Ontology annotation, cellular component: plasma membrane. Gene Ontology annotation, molecular function: potassium ion transmembrane transporter activity.
AUGGCAGAUCAAAAAUUAAAAGAUCAUUUAGAUGCUGAAAAGGCGAUUAAAAAAUAUGAUUUAAAUUUAUCAACUUUUAAUAUGAUUAAAAUUCAAGAUUUUCAAAAUUAUAAUUGUUCUACUAUUUUCUGGUAUUUUUAUAUGUGGAUAUUAGUAUUUUUAUCUAUUAUAUUGUUGGCAAUUGAUAUUUAUUCAUGUUUAAAUAUUUUGGUUUUCCAUAGAUGGGCAACUAAUGAUUAUAAACCUUAUGCUUAUUCUAUUGCAAAAUGGAUUUUCACUGGAUGUAUUAUUUUUCAAUUUGUAUUAUUAGCUUAUAGUUGGAUUUGGGCAAUACAUAUUUAUAGAACUAAAAAUAUUGCAUUAGUUUAUCUUAACUCCAUAUGUAAAAGGGUAUAUUCAAUUAAUAAUUAUAAUUAUUUUUGUUUAUUUAAUAGUAUUGAUGAAGGGAAAUUUUUUGAUGCUUGUUGUUUUAUAACUUAUUAUGAAAUUCAAAAUGCUUUACAGAUUUUAAUAGCUGAUACUCCAAGACAAGUUAUCAACGUAUUAACUUUAAGAUAUUAUGCUACGGGUGGAGAAUUAAAUAAUGAUAUUUUAAGAAAUAUUCAAGAAAUUGCUAAAACAAAUUUAAGAUUAUCUAUAAUCUUGAGCUUUAUGUGUCUUUCAGUUUUUAUUUAUGCUAUUUUUUUCUUUAAAUUUUUAUUUGGAAUGAUUAUGUAUAUUCCUUUAAAAUGUGUUUUGGUUGAUGGAAAAUAUACAACAUUCAAGAGUUAUUGUUCAUUUUUGAUAAAUGAAUCAGUAUCUCAAGCAGUUAAUAAACAUCAUAAACCAAAAAGAGAAUUAAUUGAAGAAGGUAUAUUAAGUGAAGAAAGAGCAAAUAAAUUAAUAUCAUUAGAUAAACAUCCUUCAGAUUAUAAAGAUUAUACAAGAGUUUAUUAUUCAAGAACUGAAUCUUCAGAAAGUUUCCCACUUAAUGAUUUAACUAGUUCUAAAACUAAUUUAUUAAAUCAAACCUACAACGAAUCAAGACCUUUUCUACAUACAGAUCCUUCUUUAGAUCAUUUACAAAAUUCACAACAACAAGAACUGACUUACUCAACGUUAGGUAAUAAUAAUGGACAAAUACCGUUUAAUAGAAGAUUAAGUCAAUUACAAAAUAGAAAUCAAUCAAGAAAUCAAUUUAAUAAUUAUAGAAAUCCUUCACAACCAUUUCAAAAUCAAGAAUUAUAUCAAAACAAUAACAACUCCAACCAGUUAUUAGACAAUGACUACAACCAAUAUACCGAGUAUAAUCCACAACCAUUUAAAAAAUCAAUUAAUUUACCAAAACAAAGAAAUAACUCAAAUAACAACUACUCAAAUACAAGACUACCAAGUAAACCAUCAAGAUCAUACACUCCAAUAAAAGGACUAGAAUCAAUUAAAAAUCAAGAGCAUGACAAUUUUGAAUCACCAGAAAUAACACUAAAUAAUGAUAUACAAAAUUACCCAAAUAAACCAUUAGUCAAAUCAUCAACUGAACAAUUCCACCAACAUCAACAAAAUCCAAAAAUUUUACAACGAUCAUUUACUGAUGAAUUACCACAAAAUUUAACACGAAAGAAACCAAAUCCAUUUGAAGAAGAAGAAACCACCGAUAAUUUUAAUUUUCGAGAACCACCAAAUUUUCAAUCAAAUACAAUUUCAAAUUCACCACCAAUAAGUAAAUUCGAAGAUGAAAUAUUAGACGCUUAUGAUACUGAUAAUAGUAUAGAUAAUAAUGAUUUUUUGGUUCCUAGAGAUGAAAAUAUACCCUAUCCUGUAAGAGGAGUUUCUAAGUAUUUUGAUUUGGAGAAACAACGAUAG